This is a messenger RNA of Emericellopsis atlantica, 1841 nucleotides long. Its product is annotated as kinase-like domain-containing protein. The transcript is spliced from 2 exons. Lineage: Eukaryota; Fungi; Ascomycota; Sordariomycetes; Hypocreales; Bionectriaceae. Bases 80 to 1534 code for a protein of 484 amino acids. The record is from RefSeq and is a predicted model, not a curated record.
AGCGACUGGAGACGCGUCUCUGCUGUUCCCAUCGUCCACCACGAUGCCCUCCCGCGUCUAGCCCUAGGGUUCUCCGAACAUGACCAGCCAGAACGGCAACAGUUCGGCGUCCAGCGACGACACAAUCGACCGGCUCAUUCACGCCGAGCGCGAUCAAUUCAUCGCGUCUUUACCCAACACCGACAUCUUGCGCCUCGCAGCAUCGUGCCAUCCUAGGCAGCAAGAAGGGACUUUCUUCCAGAAGCCGGUCCGAGGAAGCUACAACAUUUGCUACUUUGUCCGCUUCCCUCCGACUUCGCGAUCCGUUGACAGCGAGGGAGAAAAAUGGGUUAUCCGAGUGCCCAUCCAGCCAUGUCUUGGCUUUGACGUAAAGGUCAAAUUGGAGAGCGAGGUCGCGACGAUGCAGCUGCUGGCGGACCGCACAACGAUACCUGCCCCCAAAUUGAUCGCAUACGGCAUCGGCGACCACUCGAAACCCAUACCGACGUUCCUCAUCCUCGAAUAUGUCCAAGGGGAGAAGCUCAUGCAAGGGACGCUGCAGCUCGACCCCGACAAGAAACAAAAUCUUUACACGUCCCUCGCCGAUAUAUAUAUCCAGCUGAGGAGGCUAGAGUUUGACUCGAUCGGCUGCCUGGUUCGGAGGGGCGACAAUGCCGUCGUGGGAAGGCGCCCAGUCUCGAUCGAUACCAAUCGACAAGAACUCGAAGGCAGGCAACCUAUGGCGGUCCAGUCGCGCUACUUGAACAAUGACACUCUGCAAUCCGCCUCGGCGUACACGCACAUGCUGCUCGACUUGGCCGACAACGCGUUCAAGGGUUUGAAAAACAUCACGGAGGAGGUCUACAGCCAACAUGCCUUUCGCGAACACGCCCUUGCCUGGGUAAAGCCUGAGCUGGACCACGGUCCCUUUGUCCUCGUCCACGGCGACUUCGAGUGUCGCAACUUCCUGGUGAAUGACGCUUGCCAGGUGAUCAGCGUCUUGGAUUGGGAAUGGAGUCGCGUGGUGCCGCUUCAGUUCUUCCAGCCGCCGCUCUGGUUGCGGAUUGCAGACCGAUCAAUGCUAGCUGGUCGUUACAUGUACGAGAAAUAUUUGGAGGAAUUUGACAUGUUCCUUAAAAUCGUGGAGUCACGAGAGCAGCGGAUGUAUGGGCGUACUUUGCUGGCAGACGAGUGGGCUGUGGCCAAGCAAAACAGUGGUAUUUUCGUCGCGUGGGCUUUGGAGAACUGGACCUUUAUGGACACCUUUGCCCAGCUCUUCAUCAAUGUCAGGCUCCGUCUACUGGACAAGGAGGAAUACCAGCGACAAAUCCAGGCCUUCGUGGCCAAUGACCCGAGCCGGGCAGCCUUGGUGGCACAGAGCAAGCCCGCGUCAGUCAGUGUCAGUGUCUGGAUGCGUGUGCGGCGCGCAUUCCAGGCUGCCAGCCAGGGACUGCGGUUCACCAGCCCGUCCUACUCGUCUUGGGGAGGAUUUAUUCUCAUGCUCUGUGGAACUGCAUACGUCCUUCAUGCAUCGCGUGUUCGUUCCAGACAUUGAGAUGCACUGACUAGACUAUAGUUCCCCAAAGAGCUUCUCAUACCCCUGGAUCCUCUCUUGGAGAUUUUGCAGAUCCUCUUGGGGUUGGGUGACGAGAGCUCUCAAAGCUUCAAGCUCGUCCAUCGCUCAUCUCGGUAUCCAACUUACCACUCCUUUUGUUCACGGCAUGGUACGACGACGAGUGUCGUGGCAGCUCUACCCCAGCUAUACCGCCGGCCAGCGCCUUCAUCUUCUCAUGCAUUCUGUCAAGCCCGUUGGUGGUCUGUUCUUUUCUUUCACAUCUCUUUCACAUCUCUUUCACAUCUCU